Messenger RNA from Candidula unifasciata, 674 nucleotides. NCBI's taxonomy places the organism in Eukaryota, Metazoa, Mollusca, Gastropoda, Stylommatophora, Geomitridae. The record is from the annotation of a GenBank genome assembly.
CACUGCUGACACAUCUCUGCCGUUAGACGAGCUGCUGCCUGUCUCAAUGGUCUACGGUUUGACGCUGGUUGUGGGGGUUGUGGGUAACCUGCUGGUCAUUGUGGCUGUGGCCAGGGACAGGAGACUGAGGUCGAUCACCAACAUCUUCCUGACGAGUCUGGCUUCUGCUGACCUGGCACUGCUGUGCUUCUGUGUGCCUGUAAAGUGCGUGGCCUUCUUCUCCUACACCUGGGCCUUCGGGUUCUUCCUGUGUAAAGCGGUCAACUACUUCCAGAACCUGACCAUGGUGUGUUCGGUCAUCACUCUCACUAUGAUGAGCAUCGAAAGGAAUAUCGCAAUACGCUGCCCCCUGCAGUCGAAGAGAAUCUGCACGCGGAGCAGGGCCAAGCUGGUGGUGCUGCUGCUAUGGAGUGGAUCUGUGCUGCUGGCACUGCCCAUCCUCGUGGGACAGAAACACAAACCGGUGGGCUACAUGCACAAGUUCUACUGGUGCAUCCGAGAGUGGGACAGGCCCAUCUACGGGAUGCUGUUCGAAUCCUACAUGUUGAUUUUGCUCUUCUUGCUUCCGGUUGGGGUGAUGAUUGUCUCCUACACAACAAUCUGCAUGGAACUGGCCAGGGGCACUAAGUUCCGUCGACAGGCUACAGGCAACUCAAGAAGAAGAAGUAGAAGAA